Messenger RNA from Doryrhamphus excisus (bluestripe pipefish), 3176 nucleotides. It is a transcript of the gene ttc29, whose product is annotated as tetratricopeptide repeat domain 29. Lineage: Eukaryota; Metazoa; Chordata; Actinopteri; Syngnathiformes; Syngnathidae. The record is from RefSeq and is a predicted model, not a curated record. Gene Ontology annotation, molecular function: protein binding. Gene Ontology annotation, cellular component: sperm flagellum. Gene Ontology annotation, biological process: cilium movement.
AUGUGUUUGGCCAGCUAUGUGGGGCGGGUUGAGCAUGACCUGUGAACCAGGAAGUGCGGGGAUUUUGUGUGUGCUGUUCUCUGGUGGCGAGAGUGGAAAAUAAAGUUGACUGGAAGCAGCCGGCGGCAGCCGUGUUGUUUUUCUCUGCCUAAGUCAGGCCGCCCCUUACCACGGUUUGGGGCUAAAUGCACUGACAGGUAACAAUAUUGCCCCGUAGGGAAACAAAAAACAUCAGAAAUUUGUUGCCCAUGAUUUUGGGUAUGGGUAACAUAUGCCUAGUGUUCCUAUAUGUUGUGGUUCUUCUGAGCCAAGACGGGCUAGCACAUUUAAAGAGGACGUGUCAGUAUUGGAACGCAGCCAGUGAUUACAAUGGAGACAACAAAAUGGAACCGUGUUGUGUUGCCAUGGUGACUGACUACGACGCAGCGUAGCAAAAAAAGACUCCUGCCGUGAUGUCAGCGACGUGCGAUACGUCAGCCGAAGUGUAUUGAGUGACAGUUGACAAUGGCUGCAUCCGGCACUGCUCUUCCUGAAAUGACUUCAAGGAUCAGCAGGAAGAGAAACAGGAAGGGUCUCCCAACCACAGACAAGUCAGCUCGGAGUCUCUCCAAAGAAGAAAUUGCAAAGAAAGGUCGCCCAACCACAGACAAGUCAGCUCGGAGUCUCUCAAAGGAAGAAAUUGCAAAGUUCAUCAACAGCCAGAAGCAGAACAUCUGCGUGGGCCUGCUUCAAUAUGGCUUCCACAGGUCCUUCUCUGAGAUCUUCCAGCUGGUGCGCUUGGAUCAGGAGCGCAGAGGGGCGGCGGAGGUCAACUCGGCAGUCAGUCUUCAAACUCCCCUGGAGGAGCAACAAGACAAAAUGGAGAGCAUCAGUCGGCACCUCAGCCUGGCCGAAGAGGCCCAACGAGACGGUCAGUGGCCUCAGGCAUACAUGCAGCGUCUGAUCUUGGGUGGCUACUUCACGGACGAGGAGGACUUGUGGCUCAGUUUGCACUUCUACUUGACUUGCACGGACGCACGUGAAGAAGGCUGCAUGGGACACGCCACCGAGGCACGCGCUUGCUUGGCAGACCUCUACCUACGGCAAGGUCGGCUGGGCGAGGCCAGGCAGCAGGCUCAGUUGUGCGUACAGAUGGCCGACGGAGGUUGCUGGUUGGACUCAUCCGGUCGCUCCUUGCGGCACCGCGCCCGUGAGAGCCUGUGGUCCAUCUACAGCCGUCAGGCGGACUCCUGUAUCCAGGCUGGAGAUUAUAACAAGGCUCUGAGGCUUCUCCACAGCGGCUACACCACGGCCACCGAGUCUGAAAACAAAUACAUUGAAGGGGAAGCCGCCUAUCAGCUUGGACUGGCUUAUUACAGUGUAGGCGAUCAUGACACCUCGGAACAGUACCUCAACACCUCCAUGGAGAUCUGCAGGACAACCCAGUAUAUAGACGGGCUGGGUAAGGCCUACAAGGCCAUGGCCAAGCUGUGUGAAAGCAAAGGCAACUUAAGCAACACAAUCCAUCUUCUGGAGACCUUAGUAGACAUCUCCCGUCGCAACAGCCUACAUCACCACCUGGUGGACGCGUGCCUUUGUCUAGGCAACGUCUACACUAACAUGAGGCAGUACGACCGCGCUCGUGAGAGCUUGCUGCAAGGUUACAACGUCGCUUGUGACAUCGGAGACAAGACUUUGGUGCACAAGGCCCAGGCGUCACUGGCCAGCGCACACACGCGCUGUAUCAUGAGGAAGUACAGCACUGAUGUGGAGUCAGACAUGGCCCUCGCCCUGUCACGCCUGCUGGACUGGAAAGUGACCAGAGGGCGUCAUGACGCCACUGACGACAAUGUUAUCAACGACUAUUAGACCACAUUCACUCUGAAAGGAAUCAUUUUUGACCUCAUUUAACAUCUCAGACACCAUAAAAUAUACAUUUCAAAACGUCUUUGUUUUGGAUCCCAAUUUGUACUUUUUCAAACUAUGUUAAGUUGUAUGAAAGUCUUCAAUUUGUUUCAUUCAGAGGUGGACUUGCUGGUGUGUUUUGGAUCAUUGUCCUGCUGCAGAAUUGGUUUCAGCUUGGGGUCACCAACAGAUGGCUGGACAUUCUCCUUCAGGAUUUUUUUGGUAGACUGCAGAAUUCAUGGUUCCAUUUAUCACAGCAGGUCUUCCAGGUCCUGAAGCAGCAAAACAGCCCCAGACCAUCACACUACCACCACCAUAUUUUACUGGAUUCCCAAAGCUUUAGAAACGGAUAGAUCCCAAUAAAUCUCAGUUAUGUUAGGUUUUAACAGAGGGCAAUCACUUUUCCACACAGGGCCAUGUUAAUAAAACAUAUUUUGGGAAAUAGGCCUAUCAAUGCCAUUGACACUAUACAUCAUGUGUGAAAAAGUCACAUUUAAUAAAUCCUUUUACAAACUAGGAAGUAGUUUUCAUAUUUAUUAGUUUAACUCAGAUGUCAUCGUUCAGAGGAUUGGUGUGUUCUUCACAGACUAGCGUUGCGUUUAUGGUGUCCUGGCAAAAAACCCCAAUAGAAAUAGUCGAUCAAUGCAAUGGUGUACUCCAUUUAAAUGUGUUCUUUUGUGCAAAUCCACCUGUGUGUGCUGUAGCAUAAGCCCCUGGUGCACUGGGGGCAUUCUGUCCAAGCCGCUGACCUGCUGGAAGGCUGGAAGACUGUUUGGGCGCCCUGCAGCGUUUCUUGCGUGUGCUGGACUGACCCUUGAGCCAAAUGUCAUAGAAGCGCUCAGGUGUCCACGCCCACAUUCUUCAUCACCACAGUGAUGGCAGAGGAUGUACCCUCCUUCUGUGUCCCAAAGUCAAUGCUGGACGGGCGGAGUUCAAAGCCCCUAAUGACGGUACCCGGGUCAGCCAGCGAAAUGGUACGACAUCUGCGCCGCACUGGAUCCUCCACAGAGCGGAACUACAGAGGACAGAAAAAGGUUUAGAGCUGACAAUCGUUGACGGCAGUCUCAUAGUCAUCUGCUUGGGCUCCCUGCUCACAUCCGCCUGGGUUGAUCUAAGUGGGCCAUAGAAGUCCAUCCAACUGCUUUGACCUGGUAUGGAGACAUACAUGUCCACAGAUGAUUGGUUCUUUGUGCUCUCUGCAUUGUUGUGUACGUUUCAGCGGGAACAAAAAAAGGAGGAACAUACCUGCAGUUGGAGGCAUCACCCCAGGUGUCCUGUUCCUCACGACUGCC